Molecule: messenger RNA, 1320 nt
Organism: Theileria annulata
Lineage: Eukaryota; Apicomplexa; Aconoidasida; Piroplasmida; Theileriidae
Exons: 1
Coding region: 1-1320 (439 amino acids)
Source: RefSeq, a predicted model, not a curated record
AUGGCUGAAAAGGUUUCAGACAGAGUUGGAAAUUUAAAUACAACUGAUUACGACGAGAAGCCAGAAGGAGGCGUCAGCGCCCUUUCACUCCUAGUCGGCCUCUUUUUGGGACUCGCUAAUAACUUUGCAGAACACUUUGUGUUUCUUCUCUCGUACAUGUCAUUCAAGCUCCUAAACGGAGAAAACAGUGUUCCGCUCAACGUCUUUUUGUUCUUCUUUUUCUUCGCGCUCGGCUCCGUAGUAUUCCUUUUCCUGAGCCCACUCCUUUCAUACUUCACAGUAGUGUCAUAUGUAUUCGAGGCCUUUUUCUUCAUGCUCAUGCUACUCUCUGUCAAAACAUUCGAAGAGGAACCAGGAAGAAACGUUUUUACAGCGUCUGUUGCACUUCUGGGCCUCACACAUGGAGUAAAUAAGGCCUCGACGAUGGGUCUGGUGGAAUGCACACCCUUCUCCAACCCAAGAGUGGUGGACCUCUCAAAGUUCCUCUCAGGAUUAUUACCACUCUUUUUGUAUGUUGUCUUCAAAUUCGGAGUAGCAGAAGAGGACACAUUCUCAAAGGAGGAGCUGGAACUAUUCUUCGUCACAGUGACCUCAUUGGCCCUGGUACUCACACUCGUUGGAGGGCUACUCUCACUGUGGUACAGCUCAACAGGAGCAGUGAAGAGAUACGUGGAGAGGAAGAAAGUUGAGAACGACACGAAUCCAAAAUUCGUUCCUAGACACGCAGGAGCACUUUUCAACGGCUUGCUGGUUCCAGGCCUGGUCUUCCUGGCUCUCUACUUCAUGAAGUACACAGUCUUCCCGACGUUCUUCCCACUAGAUGCCUCAAAGAAGGUCGACGUAGGAUAUAAAUACCUUUUCUUGUGCCUUCCAGGACUCAUGGAUGGGCUCUCGAGGCUCACCUUCCUGUACCUCUUUGGGAAGCUCAACGUCGACUGGGGAAGUUUGACGCCCUGGAAGACGCUGUACAUGCUGGUAUUCGACCUUCUUCUUGUGGUUUACUUCGCCGUUCUGCACAACCUGCAGGAAGAAGACUUCGUUCUCUUCGAAGAGACUUUCUCGCUACUUUUCUUCAUGGUAUUCACACUACUCCACGCCGCAACCUCCGACCUCGUCACACUCGAGUUCCUCUCCUUCAGAGACGAUCGCGAACGCGACAAGAGGGAUUUAGAAACUCCCUCAGCUUCAAACGAAUCUGGACUCUCCAGGGCCUCAAAGAGAGUUACCACAUUCGUGUUCCUCAACCUCCUCGAAUCCGUUGGGUCUACUCUCGGAGCACUCUUGACUCUGCUAUUGUUCAAUUUACAACCAGACAAAUGA